UAUAAAUCUGUGAAAAAGAACAAAUGAAUAUCAAAUUAUCAUGAACUUAAUAUAAACUAUGAAACAUAAAUUAAAUAAAAAUAUUAAAAAUUAAUCUCUAUUAUCUAUAUAUGAUUAAUAUGCUUUCAAUAAUUAAUAAUUAAUAAAUAAAUAAAUCAGUGAAUAAUUAUCCGAAUCAGUGAGUAAAAAGUAAAUGACGAUUGUCUAUAAAAUAUUAUUUUAUCGUGAUGGAAUUUCCAUCAAAUAUUAGUGAGCUGGCCAAUAAUUUGACUGUAACAGCCCUAAAUGCGUCAACUCAUUCAGAACUUAAUUUACCGUAUACAGUUUGCGAGAUCUUGGUGGCAGUGUGUGCAGUGUUUGGUAACGGUUUAGUAAUCAUCGUCUUCAGCAAAGAGAAAAAACUUCGUCGACGAACUAAUUAUUACAUCAUCUCUUUGGCCACAGCUGAUCUUUUGGUCGGAUUGUUCGCAAUACCUUUUGCUAUUUUAGCUAGCAUUGGCUUACCGAAGAAUUUACAUGCUUGCUUGUUCACCGUUUCUGUGUUGAUUGUUCUUUGUACGAUCAGUAUUUUCUGUCUAGUGGCGGUGUCCGUAGAUCGUUACUGGGCAAUACUUCAUCCCAUGGGAUAUUCCCGCACUGUACGAACUAAAACUGCCAUAGGUAUAAUCUGCGUAUGUUGGAUCGCCGGUACACUAGUUGGUUUUCUACCGCUAUUAGGAUGGAACGCGGGUAAGAAAUCCAACGAGAAAUGCAUCUUUACCGAAGUGAUGGAUUACGAUUACUUGGUGUUUCUAUAUUUCGCCACGAUCAUUUUUCCCGCGCUAUUAAUUGCUGCCUUCUACGCUCAUAUAUAUCGAGUGGUCGUAAAACAGUUGCAACAAAUUGUAACGAUGAAUCCAGGUCGUCGUACCGGAAAUCAGACAACUGGAACCAUGUUACGUUUACUUGGCGCCGCCAGGAAGCGUGAAGUAAAAGCGACACAGAAUCUGUCACGCAUUGUAAUCUUUUUCAUCAUUUGUUGGAUCCCACUGUAUACCAUUAACUGCGUGAUGGCGUUCUGUCCAUGGUGUAGGGUAAACGAUGUUGUUAUGAAUUUUUGUAUAAUUCUAUCGCAUUUAAACUCGGCGGGUAACCCAUUACUCUAUGCUUACCAUUUGAAAGAUUUUCGUGCAGCGCUUAAAAACUUCAUGUGGAAACUUCUAUUUCCACACAAUGAUAUGAAAUCUAGUGUGGUUAGUGUAAUUCAUGAUCGUGGUUCCUUAGUUGGUUCUCAAAGGCAAUACCAUAAACAAAUCGGUGGACUAUCAUCUUCGAAAGGACCGACAUCAAAUUUAUUGCGCCAGGUAACUGAUGUCAGAUCGAAAGGAUUGUUAUCUGUGCCUCGAAAUAUUUCGAUUCGAGAUAAAGAAAUCGGAAAUGCGUCAAGUUCUUCGCAAAGUGACAAACAGGAAGGUGACAAUGUGAGUCAAAAUAGCAACGAAUUUCAACGAAACGAAAGUGACAAAUUUGAAAAUAACAGGAUUGAUUCGAAUAUUUCGAGAUCAUCCUCUCAUAUUACUUCAAUGGAAUUACAAACUUAUAAACCUUUAAUGCCGCUUCUUCCGGCAGAAAUAGAUCACAUUGAAGAAACACCACCCGCAUCCAUUUUUGUAAUUGAAGUGGAUGUAAAUCACAUGGAAUCUGUUCAUAAAAAACUUAAUGAAGAAUUGACAGAAAACAAAGACAAAGAAUUUGAACAAAGCAAAGAAGAACGUAUGGUUAUGACAAUUGGAGAAAUUAUACAAGAAUUAUUAAAAGCACAUGAAGAAAACAGAGAUAUUGAUUUAAAUAAAUUAAAAACACGAAUUGCUUCUAAAUAUGGGUUAGAAACUUCACCAAGAUUGGUUGACAUUAUAGCAGCUGUUCCUGUUGAUGCAAGAAGUAUAUUAAUACCAAAAUUAAAGGCAAAACCUAUUAGAACUGCUAGUGGAAUAGCUGUUGUAGCUGUAAUGUGCAAACCUCAUCGAUGUCCUCAUAUUAAUAUGACAGGAAAUAUUUGUGUAUAUUGUCCUGGUGGACCUGAUUCUGAUUUUGAAUAUUCUACACAAUCUUAUACUGGUUAUGAACCUACAUCUAUGAGAGCUAUUCGUGCAAGAUAUAAUCCAUUUCUACAAACUAGGCAUCGUGUAGAACAGUUAAAACAAUUGGGACAUAAUGUAGACAAAAUUGAAUUUAUUGUUAUGGGAGGUACUUUUAUGUCUCUGCCAGAAGAUUACAGAGAUUAUUUUAUUCGAAAUUUACAUGAUGCUCUGUCUGGUCAUGUAAGUAGCAAUGUCGAUGAAGCAGUAAAAUUUUCUGAACGAAGUCGUACAAAAUGUAUUGGUAUUACUAUAGAAACACGUCCUGAUUAUUGUCUUAAGAAACAUCUUUCUGAUAUGUUACGUUAUGGGUGUACUCGUUUAGAAAUUGGAGUUCAAUCUGUAUAUGAAGAUGUAGCACGAGAUACUAAUAGAGGACAUACAGUUCGUGCAGUAUGCGAAAGUUUUCAAUUAUCAAAAGAUACUGGUUUUAAAGUAAUAGCGCAUAUGAUGCCAGAUUUACCAAAUGUUGAUAUUGAGAGAGAUGUAAAUCAAUUCAUUGAAUUCUUUGAAAAUCCUGCUUUCAGAGCAGAUGGAUUGAAAAUUUAUCCAACGUUAGUUAUACGAGGUACAGGUUUAUAUGAGUUAUGGAAAACAGGAAGAUAUAAAAGCUAUCCACCGAGUGUUUUAGUAGAUCUUAUUGCUCGAAUAUUGUCUUUGAUACCACCUUGGACUCGUGUAUAUCGUGUACAGAGAGAUAUACCUAUGCCUUUAGUUAGCUCUGGUGUGGAACAUGGAAAUUUACGUGAGUUGGCACUAGCAAGAAUGAAAGAUUUGGGAACUGAUUGUCGCGAUGUUAGAACUCGAGAAGUGGGUAUUCAAGAAAUACAUCACAAAGUACAACCUUAUGAAGUAGAACUUAUACGACGUGAUUAUGUUGCCAAUGGUGGAUGGGAAACAUUUUUAUCCUAUGAAGAUCCCACUCAAGAUAUUUUAGUUGGUUUACUAAGACUUAGAAAAUGUUCAAAUGAAACGUUUAGGUCAGAACUUAAAGAAAAAUGUUCAAUAGUGAGAGAACUUCAUGUAUAUGGUAGCGUUGUUCCAGUAAAUGCCCGUGAUCCUACAAAGUUUCAGCAUCAAGGAUUUGGAAUGUUAUUAAUGGAAGAAGCUGAACGGAUAGCAAAGGAAGAACAUGGAUCUCAUAAAAUUUCCGUCAUAUCAGGUGUUGGAACAAGGAAUUAUUAUCGAAAAAUGGGAUACGAACUUGAUGGUCCAUACAUGUCUAAAAUACUUGUACUUUGUAAAUAAAUAUUAUUUUUUUCAAAAUAAAAAGAAAGAUUAAUAAGA
This is a messenger RNA of Apis cerana (Asiatic honeybee), 3404 nucleotides long. Its product is annotated as elongator complex protein 3. The record is from RefSeq and is a predicted model, not a curated record. Gene Ontology annotation, biological process: tRNA wobble base 5-methoxycarbonylmethyl-2-thiouridinylation; G protein-coupled receptor signaling pathway. Lineage: Eukaryota; Metazoa; Arthropoda; Insecta; Hymenoptera; Apidae. Gene Ontology annotation, molecular function: acyltransferase activity, transferring groups other than amino-acyl groups; iron-sulfur cluster binding; G protein-coupled receptor activity. Gene Ontology annotation, cellular component: membrane; nucleus; elongator holoenzyme complex.